Messenger RNA from Diatraea saccharalis (sugarcane borer), 1579 nucleotides. The record is from the annotation of a GenBank genome assembly. Lineage: Eukaryota; Metazoa; Arthropoda; Insecta; Lepidoptera; Crambidae.
ACGUAAAAUAUUUAAAGGUUUAUCACAAACUGUAUAGGGCUUAUAACUAUUUUAAGAUACAGCCUUCAUUAUCAUUACUUUUAACUUGUUUACAUGAAAUAAAUGAAUUUUUAUUCGAGUAAUUUAUAGUCUUAACCAAAAUGAUUAAAACAGAUCCUUGGUGUGGUGGAACAGGAGAAGAAUAUGAAACGCAACAUUUUGGUUUUGGUGCACAGCGUCUAAAAAUUGCUAUACGUCAAAUGGUUGAACAGAAAAUUAAAACAGGAGUAAAAGAUAUGGAAUCUUAUUUACAAGAUUCAUUGGAUCUAAAUGAUACUGAUAAAUGUACUUUAACGCAUUCUUGUGACAAAUUAAUUCAACUAUAUUGUGAACGUGCAGGUCCUUCACUGGAGAUUAUAGAUAAUGAGAUAGAGAAAGUGCUAAAAAUUCCCCAAAACGUAUUGCUUUCUGAAGACGAAGUGCAACUUCAAGAUUUGUCUAAUACAGAUUACGAAAAACUAAAGGACGAAGUUUUUUUGCUUCGAAAAAAUGUUGAGCGUGGAGCUUUGAUGGAAGCUUUACUAACUGCAGAAGAUGAAGAGUUAUCAUCACUUGAAACUGUAUGUGAAACUGCCAAAAAGGAUAUGGAGCUUUUGGAUUCACUGUUAAGACACACCGAGACAAGCGAUUCUAUCAAAACCAUUCAACACGAGACUCAAUUUUUGUGUGCUAGUGUUCCUUUUAUGAAAAAUGUGGUUGAUAAUUUGAUUUUUGAUGAAUAAUUGUUUUAUUUGUCGUAACUGAUUUACAUUUGAAGUUCUAUUAUAUACUAGCACAUAGGACUCGGGAUACAAGUUUUAAGCAUUUUUCAUUGAGAAUAUCUUCCAGUAUAGCACUGCAAAUGCAAUAUUGAUAAAAUAUAUUAUUUGAAGUUGUUUCAAAUAUGAGUAUGUAAAUUUAAGUUCAUUGUAAAAGACAAAGAAUAGAGAAAUGUCAUUUACUGAAUGAUGAAAAAUGUGUUUUCAUGCUAAAAACAGCAAUUGAAAUGCUAUAUAGGAUUCGUCUAUCCAAAAAAAUAUUUAGGACUAAAAAUAAACAACAUUUUGUAACAUAUUAUUUAAUUAAUCUCAAUGGUAUCACAUUUAUGACUUAUUCUAUACACAAAACUAGAAAUUAACGAGCCUGGCUCUACUUUACACACUAUUUACUGAACACUGUAACAACAUUCAAUUUAAAACUAUGUAUGACUUAACUCCUAGUACAGAAUUAUACAUUUUUGAUGGCACUCUUUUAUAUGUAAAUAUGUAAGAAUAUUGUAUAAUUGAGAAUUAUUCCCUUUAAACAUUUUAAAUCUCCUAUGUCUACAUGUUAUUAAAAUAUGUAUUGACAGUAAUAUAGCCUUUUAGACUACAUAUUAAUCAACUGACUGUGUGCAGUUGCUAUUAGUAGUUGAAUGACAUACUUUCUGACAUCUGUAGCAGCAGUAGGUACACUAUUAUAAUAUUGCAGACUGUCAAAUCUCUAUUCUUAUAUAAUCUCAACACCAACAGCUUUUAGCUUGACUGUUUUAGUUUGAGUACUGGGUUUUGUGGUACAGGAC